ACGUUCACAGUUCAAAGUCCACAGCUGAUGAGUCGGCCUCAAAACUGUUGGUUCAACAUAGCAUACGAUCCCAACCUAUUUCCUAAGUCAUGGAGAUCAGAUUUGACGGGAAGAAGGCUCUCGUGACUGGAGCAGGGAAAGGUAUUGGCCGUGAUGUAGCUAAGACCAUGUAUAAGUGCGGUGCUGAGGUGUUUGCUCUCAGUAGGACUCAGGAAGACCUGGACAGUCUGGUACAAGAGUGCCCAGGUAUCCACCCUGUUCAGUGUGAUCUUGCAGACCCAGAAGCCACCAAGUCAGCGGUGGAGUCAGUUGGACCCAUCGACCUUCUGGUCAACAAUGCUGGGGUCACGUCACUGCAGCCGUUCCUGGAAGUCACCUUGGAUGCUUUUGAAAAGGUGAUGAACAUCAAUGUGAGAGCUGUCAUGCAAGUUUCACAGAUAGUUGCCAAAGGAAUGGUGGAGCGAGGCACGGGAGGUUCUAUUGUUAAUGUGUCAAGUCUGGCCUCAAAAAGUGCAUUGAAAGAACAUACUUCAUACUGUACUUCUAAAGGAGCGUUGGACAUUAUGAGUAAAGUGAUGGCUCUGGAGCUUGGGCCACACAAGAUCCGUGUGAACACAGUAAACCCUACUGUAGUCAUGACAGACAUGGGGCAAAAGGUGUGGGGGAGUGACCCGGCCAAGUCAGGACCCAUGCUGGCCAGGAUACCUCUGGGCAAGUUUGUAGAGGUAGAAGACGUGGUCCAUGCCAUCCUGUUCCUGUUGAGUGACAAGGCAGCCAUGAUGACUGGAACAAACCUGCCAGUAGAGGGAGGCUUCUCCGCCACUUAACCAGAAAAUCACCUUCUUUCACUUGUUUA
Molecule: messenger RNA, 856 nt
Organism: Branchiostoma belcheri (Belcher's lancelet)
Lineage: Eukaryota; Metazoa; Chordata; Leptocardii; Amphioxiformes; Branchiostomatidae
Product: L-xylulose reductase-like
Exons: 8
Coding region: 90-827 (245 amino acids)
Biological process (GO): glucose metabolic process; xylulose metabolic process
Molecular function (GO): L-xylulose reductase (NADPH) activity; carbonyl reductase (NADPH) activity
Source: RefSeq, a predicted model, not a curated record